AUGCAGGAGGAGAGCUUGAAUGCUCUGCUGCAGAGCAGAACGAAUAGAAAAGAACUAGCAAGAAUAAAGGCGCAGAUUGCUAUAAAGGAGAAGAGGCUGCAGGAGUUGGCGGCAGAAAUAGAAAAAACCCCAAACUCAGUAGAGCUGUCUAUUUUCUAUUUGCUUCUGAAGCGAGAAAUAGAGAGGCUUGUGCGGAUUGUUAAAAUAAAAGAGCUGGAAAAAAACAGAGCGCUUGAGUUCCAGCUAUACGAAGAGAAGGAGAAAACGCCAAGCACAAAAGUCCAGGAAGAAAGCAGAAAUCCAUACCUCCAAAAGUUUAAGGAAAUAACAUCCAACUACUACACAAACUUCCCGUUUAUAAAUUUUAUGCAUCGGAACGUGCCUGUAGAGUACUACGUGCACGUGCUGGCAAAGAAGGAUUGCGGUGUAAUCGAGAUGGGCGGAAACUUAAUAGAAACCAAGAAGGGAUCGCUGUACUUUAUGAGAAAAAAGGAGGUUGAGUAUCUUUUAAGCAAUGGGUCAAUGGAAAUAAUAAAAAAAUAA
Messenger RNA from Nematocida ausubeli, 543 nucleotides. RefSeq lists its product as uncharacterized. The record is from RefSeq and is a predicted model, not a curated record. Lineage: Eukaryota; Fungi; Microsporidia. The transcript has a single exon. Bases 1 to 543 code for a protein of 180 amino acids.